Molecule: messenger RNA, 3060 nt
Organism: Podarcis muralis (Common wall lizard)
Lineage: Eukaryota; Metazoa; Chordata; Lepidosauria; Squamata; Lacertidae
Source: RefSeq, a predicted model, not a curated record
GUCGUGCGUUAUUUUAUAAACUUCCCUCACAUCACCUCUUACUUUCCUUUUCUCCGCUAAAAAAGCCCAAAUGCUGCCACUUUUCUUCACAAGGGAGUCGCUGCAUCCCCUUGAUCAUUCCAUUUGCCCUAUUCUGACCUUUUCCAACUCCACAACAUCCAUUUUUAAGUGAGCGGAAACGGCACACGGCAUUCCAAGUGUUGUCUUGCCAUAGGUCUAUUUUAUUUUAUUGUAUUUAGGAGUAUUUAUACCCCGCCUACUGAAUAAAGUUAUGUUAAACUGUUAUAUUCAAAUAGCCAUUUAAAUGGCACUGAUACAACAGUCACUAGAGCUGAACAGCGUAUGCAAGUCCCUGCUCCUCUUUUUCUUUGGCGUCCCAGCCACGUCAGUCCCACGCAGAGCAGGAUGUCCUCCCUGGGCCGCGGCUGCUGCUGAUGUCUCUUCUCACAGUGUGACAGCUGCAGCAAAGAUAUCACCUGCCUCCCUCCCAGUUCUUGGCUGUUCCAACCAUUGUGGAUCUCGUGGUUUGGCGCUGUGCUGCUGGCAGGUUUAUAUAUUCAGCCCCUUUCCUGGUGAUCCCUCGCACAUGGCUUACGGCAUGUUGAAUUUUUCCAACUUUCAGUCCCCAUCUCUUUCCCUUCGGAGGGGCUUCUCGGCAGCGCUUGCGCGCAGGGCGGGCUUCCCAUCGUGGGGGGGGGGCCAAGAAAGGAGCCUCGUCGCGGCCGCGAGGGAGCGCCGGCCUCUCUCCGGCUCAGCCGAGGCGGGUCCCGGGGGGCGGCUUCUCCUCCUGCCGCGGCGGCGGCGGCGGCGGCGUGUCCUGGGCAGGGCCUCCCGCGCGUGGGCCGCCUUGGAAGAUGGGCUGGUAGACGUAGAUGCCUCCCGCCACGCCGAGCCCGGUGGCCAGGAGCAGCUGCCCGAAGGACAAGCCCCGCCGGCCCAGCAUGGCCUCCGCGACGCCGCUCUCGCUCUCCGCGGCUCAAGCCUCCCUCAGGCAGACGCUCAACCGGUGCGGCUCCAGGCGCCGGAAGUCGCGCGACGGUCUCGCCCCGCCCCUUCUCGCGAGAAGAGCUGCCGGGAGCCGAGACGCGCAUGCGCAAAGGAGGAAGCAGGAUCGGCUUUUGGGCGCGCAUGCGCUCCGACGGGGGAGGCUGCCCCCGCCCCCAGGAAGGCGGAAGUGGCCGUCCUGGAGCCGCGCCGGCGUCGCCAUGGAAGCCGCGCGGGGGGUCGACGGCGGCGGCGGGAGGCGGACCCUGCCGCUCUUGUUGGGGAAAACAUUUAUCUGUGCUUGUUUACCAUCACGGUGAGGCUACUAAACUGCUUCUUAGUCCAGACAAGCUUUGUCCCAGAUGAAUAUUGGCAGUCACUUGAAGUCGCACAUCAUAUGGUUUUCAAUUAUGGCUAUUUGACCUGGGAGUGGACAGAAGGUCUGCGGAGCCAUCUCUACCCUCUGCUGUUCGCAAGCAUUUAUAAAGUGUUGCACCUGCUUAACAAGGAUGAUGUUCAGCUGCUGAUCUGGCUCCCUAGAAUAGCACAGGCUCUUCUGGCUGCGCUGGCAGACGUGGUGUUGUACUCCUUGGUGAAGCGACUGGAUGGCGCAGAGGUGGCCAAGUGGGUGUACUUCUGCCAGUUGUGUUCCUGGUUCACAUGGUACUGUUGUACCAGAACUCUCACCAACACUAUGGAAGCUGUUCUCACCACUUUCGCUCUUUACUACUAUCCCCUGGAAGCCACCAGGACAAAGAGGAGCAGCAUCCCUUACUUGACCCUGGUUGCUCUUUCGUUUGUGAUUCGCCCAACUGCUCUGAUUCUGUGGGUGCCUUUGCUGCUCCGGCACUUCUGGAAGGAGCCCCAGAAGCGGCACCUCGUCCUGCACAGCUGCCUCCCAGUAGGAUUGAUCAUUCUGGGAUCCUCUUUAAUUACUGACCGAGUAUUUUUUGGCAAGUGGGUCCUGGUUCAACUGAACUUUUUGAAGUUUAACGUGCUGCAGAAUGUGGCCACCUUCUACGGAUCCCACCCGUGGCACUGGUACUUCACCCAGGGCUUCCUUGUGGUCCUUGGCCCUCACCUCCCCUUCUUUCUCCAUGGCUGCUUCCAAGCAUCAAAGAGGCAUGGCAUACUCCUGGUGGUAGUGCUGUGGACAGUGGCUGUUUACAGCACCCUGAGCCACAAAGAAUUCCGCUUUAUCUACCCAGUGCUCCCAAUCUGCAUGGUGUUCUGUGGGCAUUCUCUUAAGCAGCUGAAAAGGUGGCAGCGGGCAGCAGCCGUCUCCUUCCUGCUGGUGACAAACUUGCUGCCUGCCCUCUACACUGGCUUGGUCCAUCAGCGUGGAACCCUGGAUGUCAUGGGCCACCUGCAAAGUCUCUGCAGCGCUCCUGCUGACUCUGCAGAGCAGCCGGCAUCCGUCUUCAUGCUCAUGCCCUGCCAUUCAACUCCUUUUUAUAGCCAUGUUCAUUGCCCACUACCUUUGAGGUUUCUUCAGUGCCCCCCUGAUUUGACCGGAAGGGCAAAUUACCUUGAUGAAGCCGACUUAUUUUAUGCAGACCCUCUCAGCUGGCUCAGUGAAACGUUUUCCAAUGUUACGCUGCUACCCACACACUUGGUGUUCUUCAGUGUGCUUGAGCAGGAUAUAUCAUCAUUUCUAGUUACAAAUAGGUAUGAAAAAGUUGCCACGUUUUUUCACACUCAUCUGCCUCAAGGACGGAUCGGGAGCUCCAUUCAUGUCUACAAAACAAAUCAAAAGCGUCUUUGAAGAUGGUCUCAGCCCAAACAACAAAUACAGGAAUGUAACUAUAUCUUGUUCAAAGAUCACCGCAUGGGUCUGUGUUUCACAUGAGAUAUAGUUAAUAGGACAGUCCUCUUCGCUUAGCAGUAAAUCUUGCUGAGUUAAUGGAACUCUGAUUGCAGCCUGGACCAUUUUUCAUUGCGGGUGUAGAGAAGACACACUUCAGCAUGGACAGCAUGCGCAAGAUAACAGAAGAGUGGCCUUAACAAAUGCUUUGAGUCCUUCUCUGAGGAUGUUUAGCUAUGCAAACUUAUAAAAAUAAAAGUAACUUUUUCCAA